AUGUUGACAUCAAGUGUCAAGAGUGCGAUUAUAAAGAAGAUUAAAGAGGCUAAAUAUUUUUCUGUGAUUCUUGAUUGCACCCCUGAUGCUAGUCACCAAGAGCAAAUGACUUUGAUAAUAAGAUGUGUAGAUGUUGCAAGUCGCCCAAUAAAAGUAGAAGAGUAUUUUUUGGAGUUUUUAAAUGUAGAAGAUACAUCGGGUUUGGGUCUUUUCAAUGAACUACAAGCUGCUCUAAGCUCUCUUGAUUUAGAUAUUGAUGAUGUGAGGGGGCAAGGUUAUGAUAAUGGUUCCAAUAUGAGAGGAAAACACCAAGGUGUUCAGAAAAGAGAAGAUGGAUUUAAUUAUGCUAUAAUUGAUACUAAAGAAAUUGCAAAUGAAAUGGGAAUUGAGUCUGUAUUUCCUGUGAAGCGUAGGGUUAUAAGAAAGAGACAUUUUGAUGAGAUUCCUGAUACAGAUAGAGAACAACAAUCAGCUCAAGAAGAUUUUUAG
Messenger RNA from Rosa rugosa (rugosa rose), 489 nucleotides. RefSeq lists its product as uncharacterized. NCBI's taxonomy places the organism in Eukaryota, Viridiplantae, Streptophyta, Magnoliopsida, Rosales, Rosaceae. The record is from RefSeq and is a predicted model, not a curated record. Bases 1 to 489 code for a protein of 162 amino acids. The transcript is spliced from 2 exons.